AUGGUAGUUAAAACACUUCAUUGUGUAAUAGUGAUUGAUGCAGUUUUUAACCAAUUAUUCCCAAUCUUAGGAAAUAGUACUUUAAUCUCGCCUGAAGAAACUCCAAGCAAAUGGCAUUUAUCAUACUCAUGGGGUUUCCCUUAUAGGUUUCUUGAAGGGGAAAAUCUUAGUCGAAGAAAAUUCAUUCAUAAAAUUGGCGGUCGUAAAGAUCCAUUAGCUUAUUAUAGUGGUAUGUUAGUUAAUGGACACCAAAAUAAAAAAGUUGAUCCAAUGGGUGGUUGUGCUAUUAGUAUGAGUUCAGCCCAUGCCAUGCCUCCUAAAAUCUUUGAAAUACACAAACAAUAUAAGCAUCGCAUUGCAAUGGAUAUCACUGCAAUGGAUUCAACCAUGACUUACUCCUACGAUUUUUUCAAAUAUAAUUACAUUAUCGCAUACGGUGAUGAUAAUGUUCUCAGUUCAAAUUGCUUUAAUGAUAAAUGGAAUACAGAGAAAAUUAGUGAAUAUUUUGCUCAAAGAGGAAUAUCGCUAAGGACAGAGGAAGAGACAAAAAAUUCAUUAAAUG
Molecule: messenger RNA, 562 nt
Organism: Dentiscutata heterogama
Lineage: Eukaryota; Fungi; Glomeromycota; Glomeromycetes; Diversisporales; Gigasporaceae
Source: the annotation of a GenBank genome assembly